This is a messenger RNA of Schistocerca americana (American grasshopper), 661 nucleotides long. RefSeq lists its product as uncharacterized. NCBI's taxonomy places the organism in Eukaryota, Metazoa, Arthropoda, Insecta, Orthoptera, Acrididae. The record is from RefSeq and is a predicted model, not a curated record. The transcript has 2 exons. Bases 20 to 661 code for a protein of 213 amino acids.
GCUUCCCGUAGUGGUUCUUAUGAGUUUCUCCGACUAUUACUCUUUUUUGAAAGAUUUCCAUACGUAUCUACACUCUGGAAACCUGUCACAUGUUAUUGAUAGCAAGCAAAAGAAGAAUAAAUUCAUUUUUUCUGACCUUCUAACGCAUGAAGAUUUAUCCUUAAUAAAUGAAACUUCUUUUGAUGUCUACUCUGUGACAUUAUUACCUGAUUAUGUGCCAGCAUUUGAGGACUACUGGGAAAAUAGAAAAGCUCAUGCGAAGAAUUUGUCACAGACACGCACACAGAAGGACAGAUGGCUUUUCCAGUACCUUCAGCAGAUACAUAAUACAACAGAGGACUCACUACAUAUUGCAUUACGAACAAGAGCUGUACUUUCUUCCAGCUACACAGUCCUUGUAUUUGCUCAAGCUCUAGAACAGGCCUGGAAAUCUGCAUGUUUCAAUAAAAAUGACGACUUCUGCCCAGAAAUGAUGGAUCUUGGAAGAAAUGUGUUCUUGGAAAAUUAUUUUGAGCCAGUCCUAAAGAACUCUGCAGUGUUCAAUCAAAGUGAAACUGAGGAAGAGCAAAGAAAGUUUCACACAUUUGUGCUUGUGAAGUACCAGAAUUCCUUACAGAAAAAUGAUUCUGUUGAGUUAACCAAGGUGAUUUACAACAAGUAA